AGUUGCUUGUCAAAUAUUCUCAAUCAACCAAAUGUCAUCAAAAUAAAAGUUUCUUAAUUAAUUACAAAAUGGUAUAAUUAAUAUAGUACAAGCAACGAAAAAUAACUAUUUAAUUGAUAAAAAUUUAUGAAUUUAAAUAUACUAUUUUUUAUAAUUAUAUUGAUCUAUGAUGGCCACAUCAAAAAGCGUUUGAAAGUUACCAUACCGUAUGAAUAAAACAUUGUAAUGUACACGCUUAUUUAACUCCACUAAUUUUUUUAUUUUUAUGUAAUAAUAAAUCCAAGUUUUGUAAACAUUUACAAUAAUAUAAUAUGAAUCUGUCUGAAAGUUUAGCCAAUAUGUCUAUACAAAAUGAUAACACAGAGCAGAUUCAGAAAAAGAGAGAGGACUACAUAGGAUGGACUGACUACUUUAUGGCAGUAGCAUUCUUAGCAGCCAAACGAAGCAAAGAUCCACAUUUUCAAGUGGGUGCAUGCAUUGUCAAUCAGGACAUGAGAAUAGUUGGUGUUGGAUACAAUGGUAUGCCGAGAGGAUGCAGUGACGAUAUUUACCCAUGGGAAAAAGGGAAAAAGAAAUUGUAUGUAUGCCAUGCAGAAAUGAAUGCAAUACUUAACAAAAACUCAUCAGAUGUGUGGGGUUGCACUAUCUAUGUGAAAUUGUUCCCAUGCAAUGAAUGCGCGAAGAUCAUCAUUCAAUCUGGCAUUAAAGAGGUGGUGUAUGUCUCCGACAAGAAAGCCAAAAAAGUCGAGUACAAAGCAUCCAGGCAAAUGUUGAAGGAUGCGGGCGUUAUUUGCACCCAAUAUAAACCAAAAGUCGGGACUAUUGUCAUAGACUUUGAUGAAGAUAACGACUCCUCGCCGUUGGAAACAGAAAAACGAUCUGAAUAAGCAUAUUACUUAUACAAAUUUUACAAUUGUUUAAAAAGUACGUCUGUAAAUUAGCAACUUGGUGUUGUAGCUGUAUUCAGGUUUCCAUCAGUGGGCCCGUAUGUUUGUUGGCCACUAUUGUGAUAUAAAAAUAGCAUAAUUUUUAAUGUGUACUUAAAUGUAUUAGUAAAAUGAUGUUGUAUAAAUUUAUGUACUUAAAAUAUGUAAUUUACACAACAAGAAUAGAAUUAAUAACCCAAUUAUAUGACUCUGAAUAUAAUAAAUGUACCCAUGUUGUUUCAAUCAAUUAAA
Molecule: messenger RNA, 1178 nt
Organism: Galleria mellonella (greater wax moth)
Lineage: Eukaryota; Metazoa; Arthropoda; Insecta; Lepidoptera; Pyralidae
Product: deoxycytidylate deaminase
Exons: 5
Coding region: 312-887 (191 amino acids)
Biological process (GO): dTMP biosynthetic process; dUMP biosynthetic process
Cellular component (GO): cytoplasm
Molecular function (GO): dCMP deaminase activity; zinc ion binding
Source: RefSeq, a predicted model, not a curated record